ACCUACUGCGCAUUAACCAGUACCUGGCACAGUAACGAAACAACAAGAAACGAGUGCGAAGUAAUCAUACGGUCUAUAUAACCUCGUGAUAUCUGAGAGAUAUUGGAUAUUAGAUUUCUACCACUUGAGAUCCAUGAUAUCCUGAUCUUGAUCAAAAGUUUGAACUUCACUUCCGUUAUUUUAGUCGUACAUUAUCGAAAUUAUGUUUUCACAAUCAUCCUCACUGAUGCUUUUAGUUGGAGCCAAUAAUUAGCUUCGUCUGUCUUAAUUUUGAUUGGUCGAUCAAGGCCGUCGGUAUAGUAGUUAAGGCUACUUAUUUGAAUAAAAGGUUGGAGGAUGAAUGUUCUGAAGACUCUAUAUUGGUGUGGUGGUAAAGAUGGGAAUAAACCAUAUGAUUCGCCUGUUGAACUUCAACACGGUAGUGGUGUUCCUGGUCUGUCUAUCGUGACUACUGAAGCAGACUACUGUGCUCUUAAGUGUGAUUUGGUUGAUUUGCUGUUGACAUUACUUGUUGAUGAAUUUGAUCCUACAAACAGAAAGUUGUUGGGUGUACUGAUUGACAAAUGCGUUGAGAAGGAUCCCGAAUUCAUACUCAAGAUCGCUCUUCAUUUUCAUAAACUGUUGAAUAUUCGAAAGACAGCCAAUUUUUUAAUUUCGAUAGCUUGCUUUUAUGCUCAGUGCCGCGUUUUCAUAAAGAAGUAUUUUAAUGCAUGCAUUUGUACACCCUUCGAUUGGAUAGAAGUUGCAGAGUGCUAUGCAUCGUUGAGCGGUGAUCCGAAACUUAGAGGAAUGCCAAAAGCAUUAAGAAAGUGUAUGGUCUCAAAGUUUUGUGAAUUUGAUCAGAAUCAGUUAGCUCAAUGCAAGCGAAGGCUGAGUAGUGCCUGUUCUUAUCGGUGCAAGGUCAGUGGACGAGGUGCAGGUGAUGCCGCAGUGGAUGCCGUAACAGACACUUUACAAUCAAGGCUAGUGGAUCCUUCUCCGAUUCAUUUUACAUUGAAAGAACUCGUUCGUAAGUUGCACAUAUCGAAGCCUGCAUUAAACGUCAUGUGUAUUCUUGGAAAAUUGUAUCCCAGUGAUGUUACUGCCUUUUCAAAAACGGGGUUAGAAGGGGAUUGGGAUGCUAGUAAAGCUGGUGCGUGCAUGAAACUCCCCGUUCACCCAAAAUGGAAAGUAGAGUUAGCUUCUGGCAAAAGUCGUGAUGCUUGGAUAAAGAUUAUAAUGUCUGGUGAUCUUUGUCAUGAAUUAAUUCUGAGAAAUCUAAAAAGUAUCCUAUGCUCACGCAUUUCUCAAACUGGACAUGAUAUUGUUUUACAGAGAUUGUCAGAUGCGGAAUUGGUCAUUGAAGGAAAACAGUUACCAUUUGUUUACCUUACAGCGUAUAUCACCGUUGAGAAACUUCAUGAUAUGCUGUCUAUGACUGCAAAUCGUAAACGUUUAAAAGACAUGCGUUUACAAGAAAGCAACAAAAUUCGAUCGAAGUACCUAUAUAGAUCCAGGAGGUCUAGAGUAAGAUCUUUGAACAUUAAUAAGGGGCUAUUGAACAAAUACCUAUUGGCUUUAACUAAAGCUAUGAGCUUGUCAACUCGUUACAAUUUGUCUCCUAUACGUUGUUCAGUUUUGGUUAUUUGUUCUUUAUGCUCAGGAUUUGAGCUUCAAAAAAUUAGGAGAUCUACUAGAGUGAAAGCUAUCAUAAAUGUGUUAAGCUUUAUUUAUGGUGCAAUAUGUAAUGCUAUAUGUGAGAAUGCAGUCGUUUAUUUUGUAGUGGAUAACGACUACAAUGUCGCUUCCAUAAAUAGAAUGCUAUUACUAUUAUAUAGUUCACUGUGGCACACAGAGGAAAAUAAAAAGGACACAUCAUUGUUUCGAUCACCCAACCCACCAUUAAUGGAUAAAAUAAAACUGAUUUACAAAAAUCGUAAAUUGUGGGAAAGUUACUCCUUAUCAUUAACACUGGAUAGGUUUAGUGCAUUUCGCAGAAAGUUUGAUAAGGUCAUUGUAUUUGGAGAUUGCCCUGAUAGUAUUGCAAAAUAUGUUGUGAAUUACCGAGCAAACAUUGGUCCUAUCAAGGCUAUUUGGAACAAUCUUAGUGGGAACGAUAAAUGGUGCACUUCAUUCCCAAUGACGGGAUGGAUUGAAUCGAAAGGAUUAGUAGAUAAUAUUUUCAAAUAUUUAUCGUUACCGGAUGACAAAUGUUUAGUAGAACAAAUCGAUAAAAUUGAUGAAACUUACAAACUGAAUUCCAUGUUUGACCUACCUCUUCAAAUGAACCUAUCAAGUGAACAACAAGGUCACAAUAAACUUUCUCAAAUAAAAUCAUCUCAAGAGAGUUUCUGCCGCGUGUAUAUAUCAUCAUCUUACAUUGACAUGCAUGCGGAACAUAAUCUGAUUUACCAUACUUUAGUGCCAAAUUUGUGUCAAAAUGUUGCACAAACGUGCAGUACUUGCCUUGAUCUAGUUGAUCUACGUAUUGGUGUUCCUCAAUCAAUCACCUGUAGUCUCAUAGCUUUGGAAAUGUAUUUGAAACAAGCAGCAGCCUCUGAUAUAUUUAUCCUGUUAUUGGGUGAUAAAUAUGGUUGGGUUCCUGAUGAAUCGUUAGUUAGAGCAUUGCCUGAUUCACUUCUAGCUGAAGUCAAUAAAUUUUACAAGCCUGGAAUGUCUGUCACAGAAAUGGAAUAUCAUAUGGUGAAACUAGUUGCCGUAAAUAAAUUGUCCAGAUCAAGUUUCAACAUGUUUCCUUCUACAGUGUUCGUAUUCAUUCGAGAUUUUAAUACAAGUGACAUACCGAAUGAAUAUGGACAAAUAUUUCGUGAUCACGAUCCAGUCAAUCUUCAACACCUCGAUGCGUUCAAACAACUCUUACUGAAUGAUGGAGUUUCUAUCCUCAGUUAUUCUGCUCGAUUCAUUGGUGUAAUUGAUGACCGUCCGAUGAUGGGAAAUCUAGAUAACUUUGCAAAUCAAUUUAUAUCAACACUAGAAUCAACGCUUAAGAGAUUAUAUUGCAACCCCGUAAAUGACGCUAUUAAGUCGCCAAUGGUUACGUCGUCUGAUGAUAAUGAUGAAUUGAUAGAUAUUUCAGAAUGUUUUGCAACUUACGUAAAUCCAAUAGCUUGUAAUAUAUCACCACGACAUUUGUUAAAUAUACAACAUGCCUUUAAAACAAUGAUUGGAAAAUGUGUUGCGACGUAUUUCAUUGGCCAACAUACAAAAUCUGAUGAAUCUUCAAAUACAACUUCUAAGAACGUGAGAAUUGAAGAUAGAACCUCAAAUGAUCAAAACGAAAAUGGAGGGAUUUUAGUCAUUACUGGAAGUCCUGGAAGUGGAAAAACUGUUCAUCUGGCUGCAUUAGCAAUGUCGUUGGCUACAAGUGAUCAUCAUUCUAGUUUGAUGAGCUCGAAAGAUUAUACUCGAUCAACAAGUACCACACGGAAAUCAAUGUCAAACAGUCAAUCAUUGGCAAAGUAUCAAAUUUUAAUUCAUUUUACAAAUGGUAUACCGAGUACAGGUUUACCAUCAUGUAAACAAUUGUCUAAAGUGCUUGAUCAUUGGAUCAAAUGUCUAGCUGCCCAAUUACAGAGUUUAUUCAGUUCAUCAAAUAUUCUUAAAAUGUUUCUUUCGAAGAUCAAAGUUAAUUUGGAUAGCACAAAUACAGCAAACGAUCACCAUAAUCUGAAAUUGAAAAUGCUUUGUUUUAAUAAAAUGAUAUGGUUUUUGGGUUGCAUACCUGGGUUGAAUUAUGCUUUUCUAAUUGAUGAUGUAGACUAUCUUGAUCCGUUGAUAUUAGAUGACUGGCUACCAUCGGUCUUACCAAAAAAUGUUCAGUUUAUUUUCACAUGUCAUUCUAAUUCGGAAAUCAUACAAAAAUUAACAUGUCAAUAUAACAAAAACACUUGUUCAGUGUAUCAGAUACCUCAGUUGACUUCCGAAGAAUCUCGUGCUGUUAUAUUAUCUCAUUUACGUAGUAAUGGAGUGUCUUGUGUUAAUUCUCAAUCGGAAUAUGAGAUCGCUUUACUAAUUUCAGCUUGUGAGUCAAAUAAUCCAUCGUAUUUCGAUAUGGUUUGCAAAUAUCUACAAUUAUGUGGAAGUCGUGAUGAGGUGAAAUCUCAUCUGAAAAUGUUAUCUGGCACAAUUGAUCAGUUAAUAGAUGAGAUCAUUAAAAAUCUUGAAGUUGAAUAUAAAAAUGACUUGAUUAUUGCAACACUGGGUUUUUUAAUCUUCUGUCGUCACUCAUUGUCAAGUAAAGAACUUUUAAUUCUACUCAAUGAAUGGCUUUUUACUACACAAAAUAUCAAUGAAAAAUAUGAAAUGAAUUGGGAGAAUAAUCCAUGGAAAAUGCUUUCAGUCAUACAGGAUAAACCGAAUGAUUUAGAAUCUAUAUGUACACUUGAAAGUAACAUUGACAGAUUUAUUCUGUCAAAAUGUACAAACAAUUUGUGUGCUUUAGACAAAUCAAAGCAAUUACAUUUAACUCCAUUUGCAUUUCAUAUUCUUCUCAGUAGAUUACGUCCGUUAAUGAUUAUUUUCAAUAAAUCAUUGCAUUGUUUCAAUAGCACAUCCAAUGGUAGUAAUAAUAAUAAUAGUAAUGUUAUUUCAACUGAAAAGAUGACAUUGAAUGGGAAAAUUGAAUUAUGGAAUUUAGGUGCAGAGAAUUUAUCAUUUCUAAGUCACUCGAUUGAAGAAGUAGUAUUCAAUAAAUUUUUGAAAAUCAUGGAAAUUAUAUGUACUCAGAGUAUACUUUUAAUGCUACUAUUCACAAAAUAUUGGCUGUUGUUUUGUCAGAUUUGGAUGAUAAACUAUAUCAUUUUGUAAGUCGAUUUUGACUGUAAUCACACACCGUGUAUGUUCACUGUUGAAGAGCUUCAUAGUGCGAUGAAAUAACUGUUCAAUGCUUCUUAGUUUUUCAUUGGUUGUUUAAGGUUGAUCAGUUGAUGAUGGCAAGCAUCAAAUUACUUUGUGCUAUGUGUGUUAUGAAGAAAAAUGUGAUUGAUGUUUGAGGUAGUUAAGCUGAAAAUUUAGCCAUAAACCUAAUACUUGAAGCGUAAUUGAAUAGAUUGAAGAAGGGAGAGUUUUAGUGACACGAGUGAAUGUGUAUUGUACAAUCAAAUCUGUCAUUCAUAUUCAUAAUAUUCAAUGAAGAUAUUACAAUUUAUUACACACCGAAUAACUUAUUAUUGGUGAUAAUGCAGUUCACAAAUCAACAACUCACCUUUCGAUUUUAUUUCUCAGAUCAACAUGAAACCAUUGAUGCUGUAGAAUGUAUGACUGUUUUCUGAAUUCUAUUGAAAAUUGUUUCAAAUGUUAAUUUCCAAUUACAAGAGAACUUAGUGAUAAGUUUACUGGUUUUGGGUAAUAUUUGGCUAUAAUCUGUAACCCAUAUGAAAGAUUGAAUGUUAUAAUUUCUACUUCAGACUUUUUAGUUGACAGUUCAGUUAGCUGAGUGUAAUGACAAAGUACAUAGUUGACUGAAAUUCUGGAGUCUACACAAUGUUCAUAGAGUGCUAGACCAUUAAGAAACACAGCGUUGAUGGUCAGUUAACUGUUGUCCUCAUAUGUUUUUUGAUUGAAGUACCAUAAAGUGAAGUCGAUGUGACAUCUAUCAUGGAGACUCUUUAUCAGAGCUUUGUAAACGUUGGUUGAACACUGAACAUGUUUUCCUCCAUCGUUUUAUUGUUUUGGAAGUUCCGAUAUUGAAAUGGAUCAAUGAUUCCUUAAAUGUAUGUAGAUGUAUGUAUUGAGCAUGAUAGAUUAAUGUAUGAUGAAUGAAAUGUGAAAACAUUGAAUUCUGUUUUGAAUAGGAUGUUGUGACGACUAAUUGUUGACAAGUUAAAAGCUGUGCUGAAACAACAGUAGUUGUUCACUUCCUGAUUCUUUGUUUAUGCCUUGUUCGUAAUGUUUUGUGUUUUUCUUUUCAAGUUGUAUGCUGAUGAAUUGGAUAUUAUUUGUCAUUUGCUCACAAGUCCCAUGUUUAUAUGCAGAAUCUUAAGUGAAUAUCCGUCAACAUUGAUGAGAUUUCUCAAUGGAUAUCCUACGACUGAUCGAUGUAUACAAGAAAAGUGGAAAAGCAAACUGGAAUUAUGUCCUUUUAUUGACAAAAUUGAUGCGAUGAAAACGUUUGUUUGUGUAAACUAUGAAUUUUUAGUAAAAUAUCCAAAUUCAUUUUGUGAAUUAGCUAUCAACCAAGAUUCCAGUGAAUGGAUCCAUACGUUAGGCCUCUCAUUGUUGUAUCUUAAUGAUUUUGGUAUAAAAAGGCAAUUAGACAUGAACAAUAGUCAAAUACUCUUCCGUGUAAAUUCACCAAAAUGCACAUUGAUCAAACCUAUGCAGAGGAAUAUGACAUAUAAACCAAUUGUGACUUCAAAUGGUUCCAUGGAUGUGCCAACGUCUGUGGAAAUGAAUCCAACUGCUAAAGUAUUGGUGUAUGGAACUAGGUGUGGUACGAUUACUUUCGUAGAAUUGUCCACUAUGCGUGAACUGUGGUCAUUAACUGGACACCGUUCAAGCGUUCAAAGUUUAUGUUUCCUUGACGGAUUUCCCAGUAAACCUGAAAACAUAAAAUCUCCCGAAAAGUUCAUUUCAGAACUUCGGUUAAUGAGUGCCUCAGAAGAUGGUGAUGUUUAUAUCUGGGAUGCGUCUACCGUGAUUCACAAUGUUGAAUCUAAAGUGCAUGACAAAACAGUGAUUUCACAAUUGGCAUCGUUAUGUGGAUAUCAUCGUCGAUGUGUAACUACUUCUGCAUGGCAUCCUAGACGUCGACUGGUUGCUACCGGUGAUUUAGACUGUAUGGUUUACUUAUGGGAUGUUUCAGAAAUUGGUGUUAAAUCCAGUGAUCUAUCGACAAGUGUCUGUUCUGUAAGGCUUCAUCCAGUUAAGUCAAUAAAUGUAUCCAGUUAUCCGAUUAUUUCAAUUGCAUUCCGAUUGCCAUCUGUUUUAAGCAAUGAACAAGAAGACCUAAUACAUGAUGAUUUGGCUAUUGGGUGUUGGGAUGGUACAAUACAUUUCUACAAUUUAUCUUCCUUAUCUAUCGUGAGGUCGCUAUCUGCAUCAACGUCACUCUGUUCACUCGCCUACUCACCAAAUGGAGGGAAUAUAUUAGCAACGUUUGAUAAAGAUGGUGUAUUAAUGCUGUGGAACGAUGACAUACUUUGGUAUCAAGGUGGUUUAAUACAAGAAUACUCUUGUUUUACAAUUGAAUAUUUUCCAUAUGAUCAAACUGAUCAAUUAAUUCCAAACCAAUAUGGGAAGAUAUGCUUUUCGAAACCAAAUGGUCAGUAUAUUUUCCAGUCAGGUGGUGGCCAAUUUUUGAAUAAUUACAUUAAUAUAUGGGAUACUAGACUAUGGGGAACCUUUGGUCCAUGGAUUGAUGUAAAACCACCUCAAAUAGGUUCAGGAAAUCCUAUAUGUGUAACUUGUUUGACAAUAUUGCCUACUUACGAACAUGUUUUAAUAGGUUGGAGUAAUGGCGAUCUGACUGUUAUUCGUGUGUUUGACGGUAGAUUAAUUCAUUAUUUGAAAGCAGCAACAGAAGAUAAUUCAUCUAUCCAGUGUAUUACAAGUAGUUGUGCAAGAUCUUUUUCAGCAUUUGAUGCAUAUCAUAUUAUUGUUGGUUAUGCAUCUGGCGCUGUACGAAUAUUUCUAUGCAUUUUAAGACCAAAUGUUAGUUCACACAAAGAUCGUUGUGUGUAUCAGUCGGCAAAUGCCAUGUCAGAGCUUCAAUUCCAACUCAUUGAUACUUUAUGGUCACAUUGUAUAAAUCAUAAUGUGAAUGGUGGAGUGCCGGAAAAUGGAGGGACAUUAUGUGUUGCAAGUGACUUCUGUGUAGCUGUUACUGGAGGUGGGAAUGCUGAGACAUGGGUUCAUUUUAUUGGUCGACAAACUGGUAGUAAAAUUAAGAAGUCUGUUUGCCUGAAAGAACACAAUUCUGCAGUAAUCGCUGUUAGUAUGGAUAGCAAAUUUUUUGCGACAGCUUCUAAAAGCAGACAAUUGGCGUUGUAUAAAUUCGAUCCAUUAGAACGAACUGUAACCUUAUGGCAUUUAAUCGAUGAUGUUGGAACGGCUACAAUCACUUCUUUCUACUUAUUACGUAUGUUCCUUGGUGUGGACACAAUCAGUAUAUCGGUGUAUAUUGGUGAUAGUAAUAGUCUACUGCAUAAUUACGCAAUAAUUGAUAAAAAGUUCGAAUUGAAACAAACAUUUGAUGCAAAUAAAUCUCCUAUAAAAUUUAUGGAACGUGUUUCAAAUCAUUUGUUAGCUGCUUCGGAUGAUGGUGAAGUUAGCGUCUGGAAGCAUGAUAAACAUGGUGCUCUGCAAUUCUCCCACCGUCUCAAUGUCUGCACAGAUAUGCCGUCAAAGAAUAAUAGUAAUAAUAGCACUUUGGAAGAAUCAUAUUAUUUGACCAGCUUUUUCAUGUUCUUCUUUGGUUAUGAUUCCCUGAAAUUUGAACGAAAACUAUGCAGUCCAACUAUUGAAACGAUCGACAAAUUGAUGUUAUCCAAUGCUGAUAACCAACAUACUGAAUCUGAUGAUGAAAUGAAGGAUCCGGAUUCUGAGGUUACUUCACUUAGUGGAUGUUGCAUGUCAAACAGUAAUAGUUAUGUAACAGGUUCUGAUCAAAAAAUUUAUGAAUGUGGUUACAAAAUACAUAUUGAUAUUGAAGAGGAAAAUAAAACAUAUUUUAUUGCUACUGAUUAUCUAAAAGAUGAACAAUUUCAUUUGUUGAAUUCAUGUAAAAAAGGAUACAUAGUUUAUCGAGAUACAUCAUAUGAUGCAACGUAUCGUUUAUUAUAUGGUGUUAGAUUAUCAUGCAAUAAAUCGUCUGAUUGCUCACAAGUUAUUCAGGAUUUUCGUUAUCGAAUAUUUGCACCAUUCAUUCUACAAUAUCGUGGUACAUUGAAAGGACACUCAGGUCUUGUUCCAUGUACACUGACCUCUGGAUGUACCACUAAUAGUGAUGAAGAUUGUAUAGUUGCCAGUGCAUCUGGUCGAACUGUGUGUGAUGUCGGUUGUGAUAUUCGUCUUUGGAGUAUACCUUCGAAAAGGAAACUAUUGAAUUAUCAACCAAAUCAACAUUUUGGACCGAUCACAUGUUUGGGCCAAUUAAAAAUUACAGAUCACUACAGUAUCUGUAUAUCAGGUUGUAUGGAUGGGAGUGUAAUGUUUUGGUCACUUAAGAAUUCCGAGCCGUUGGAUCUUAAACAUGUGUCAGUUGCAGACUUGACAAAUAACAAGUCUAUAAAAUGGAAACCGUUAUUACAUGGAUUUUGUUCAGCGUUACGACCAAAAUAUGCAAUAUCCGAUAUUGCUACACAAACUUAUGUGAUGGAUGAAUCGAAACGAACAGUGCAAUAUUUGAUUUAUAUUGCUUACGGUGAAAACUUAUGGAGAAUGCGAAUUAUAUUGGAUCAGUCGAAUAUGUCUAUGAAUGAUGUACAAAAUACUUUUGAACGAUUGUUCUCUAUGAAUGGGAAAACAGAACUCCAUUUUGCAGAAUUAGAUGUAUUCUGGUCAUCUGAAUUAGAUAUUCCUUGUUCUGAUAUUGCUAGCUUCACUGCAAGUCAUCCUAUUGUAAAAAUAUCUCCACGUUAUGCUAAACCUAAUGAAUUGGAACAAUGUGAAGUUAUUGCUGUCCUCGUCAAUGGUGAUGUAAUUGUUUUGACGACUAAUGAACAUGAAAAGUUUUCAUUUGAUCAAUGUAUUGUAGAAAAUGGUUUAUGGUGCUCAUCUAUAGGUACGAAUGUUGUUGGAGUUUUCACCACACGUUCAGGCAUGGCUUUUAUAUGUAGACACACUGAUGAAGUAAGCAUUGAGUUGAUUUAUUCGCAUAAGUGCUAUGUAUAUGGUUGGUUUCUAAUACAUCUGACAUUAACUGUUACUGACUUGUUGGGCGCUUCUUAUAACGUCAGAUUACUUCUACAUUUGACGAAUAGAGAAAAUAAGCGAAAUACAUGCAAGAUGUUUACUUCAAGUUUAAUCUACGUAUGGGAAGUUAACUGCAUUCACAGAGUUUGAUGUGACUUUGGUGUUCUACAAACUAAUGAAAACAUUAUUAUAUGGUAAUGUAUAAUUAGCUACCCAAACAAAGCGUUGUACAUGAUCCUUCAUUUUUCCAGAUGUUUCUGAGAAGCUUCUAUUCAAUGCCGAUUUAGCAAAACAUUUUCAAACUUUUCAUGAGUUUCAAUAGACUUUGUUGAAUGAUAUUCGUUUCUCGAAUUUCCUAUUGAUGCAAAUGAGAAAUUCUUGAAAAAUGAAAUCUUCCUUGUUUCUUGACUCAUUGUAAAGUAGACACUGGAUGUGAGUUAAAAUUAUUGUUUUUUGUAAGAAAUAUGUGGGUUAUGAAUAACUGUCUUUGUGUGAUAUCGAUGAGUCGCUCUAGGAAGAGAUCUUUAUCACUCAACAUUAAUUUGUACGUAUAUGGAUAAUGAGGAUUCAUCUGUUACUACUACAAUAUAUUUUGUUGGAUAAAUGUGGUUUUAUGUUUGUCCUUAUUGGUGAGAGUUUGUCUUCUGAACAGUAAUACUAUGAAGUGCCAUAUUGUAAGCAACUGUGGUGAGUAGAACACAAUUUUCUCCUUUGAUUACACACUAAGUCACAUCGUCACUUAAACCUUUGUCGCUUCAAUCCUGCAGUAAGAGAGAGGAGCAGACUGAUCUUGACGAGAACGCUUUUUCUGUCACCAUAAGGAGUGGAGAAGCCAAUACACGUGUCCUGUUUAUGCCCAAUAUAAGUCCGUAUAGCUGGCUUUGUGCUAGAAUAUUUGUGUUCUGGUUAAUCAUAGUACACGGUCCUCCAUGCAUAGGUGGAUUGAGCACAAUUUGAACCUGUAAACAAAUGACUCAGAGUAGUAUGAAUCGCAUAUUUGUUAUUGGUGAUAAAUAACUAGAUGUAAAUUUCUUGCGAUGACUAAUACAAUUUACAGUCCUCUCAUCUGAUUGGAUGUGUAUCAUGUUUCUUACACAGUUGUGAUGUGUAUGUAAAUCACGGUUUUAUUUCCAAAAUAAUUUAUGAUACUUGUUUCCGUUGUCAUCUUUCAUGUAAAAUGCUUAAUCUUCUUUUUAGAGUCGUACAUUUCACCGUAUUUCUGGAUACAUGGGAUCAUGUGAAAAAGAAAUGUGGAUAAAUACAUUGAGUGUUUUAUCUACCGUACAAGAAGAAGGCAGUCAUUUAUUGUAUUUGGCUGAAUGUCAUCUUAUCAAUUGUUGGAAAAUUCUCAUUUGUAAUGAAAAUGGUGAUUUGGUGACAGAUUUUACACUUGAUAAUUCAUCAAUAAAAGUUACUGGAUAUUGUGCGAAGUUACUAUCACCAACUGAAGACAAUAGUUCAACAUUGAUCUAUCUUAUAAUUGCAACAUCAGAUAAUAUUUUACGUGUUCUAGGAUGUGCAAUAAACAAUCCAAUCACAGUGGUGAAUUCAAAACAGUGGAAACAGGUUGCUAUGUAUCCAGUUGAGACAGAAAUCACUCAACUUUAUACUCUUGAUGGUGAUAGUCAAUUGAAAAUUCUUGCCGGUGAUAGACAAGGACAAAUUCAUUGUUUUAUAUUAUUGUGAUAUGUACACAUACAUGCAGAUAGAGUCUGUAUGUUGUAAAACUGUUUUAUUUCUUUUGGAAAAACGUCUUCCUGUUAAUUUUGCUUUUUAUAUUUUAACAUCGAGCUAACUUCUUUCUUUCACAAUUAUUUCCUUAAUAAUAUGUGCAAAUGAAUAAUCAUGAGAUGGGAUUGUCUAAUGUCAUUUAUGGUGAUCAUUUAUUAUUAUAACCAGAUUGAAAACAUGUUAACCUGUUCUUUUAAAAUGUAUUUAUUUCAUAAAAUACUUUGUUCAUUGAGUAGUGGGUAGUGAAUUUCAAUCAGUCGAUAUGUUUCUUAACCUAUUUCGUUUAAGUGAUCGUUGGAUUAUGAUGGAGUGCAUUCUAAUCUUUUAGAAUUUCAAAAGAUAGACAAAUAGAACUGAAAGAUCUGUAUUGCACAUAAACUCGAUAUUCUAAUCAGUGAAGUGUUUUGUUUACCAUUAUCUUAAACAUUCACAAUAGACUACUAGAGAGAAAGAGAGAGUUUGUGGAUAUCAAAGUAAUUGAAUAUUGUGCUUAUUUUCUGGACUAAGUAAUAAUCAGUUCACUUUCAGAGAACAUAUCGACAAUUGUGUAGGAUGUGAUCAUCUUUGUCCCAAACUCAUUUUCUACCUAGUUAAAUAAACUAGAGCGACAUACAAACAAGGAGAGGUUACAUGGUGAGGCACAGUUGUGUAGAGAUGAAUUGACUUUUGAAAUAAUUCAGCAGAACAAGACAGAUGCUUGUUUUGAUGCAGUAGUAAUUUGUGAUAGGCGAUCAACGUUCAUGAAUGUGUAUAAUUUUCAGAUGAUUUCAUUUGCUAUCAUAAACCAAAUCACAAACCAACUAUGAUAGAUGUUCGAUUGUUAGAACUGCGUAAGCUACAUUAAUUAAAAUUAAAGACAGAUAUGCCUUCGAAAUACAGACUGAAUCAUAUCCUAAGGAUCAGUAAAAUUUCCGUAUGAAUUUUCUUUACUUUCCCAAAAAUAGUGAUACUGAGUAGAAAAAUGUAGUUAUUGUCACAUCCUCUAGUUGACUACGGCAGAAUACGACGUGUAGAACGCUACAAUCGCAAAUCAAAAGACGGAAGAAGCAAGGAAAGUGAUUAUUAGGUAAGACACAAAAAUGUACAGAAAGACAUGGGCAUUUAUGAUUAUUAGUAUUGGCUAUAACAUUAUUAUAAUCCGGCCAACCCGCAAGAAGGCGAGCUAUGCAACUGUCCAAAGGCAGCGUGCCACGUUGACAUUACAAAAGGCUCUAUCAGGUUAUUCGGUUCCUUUCGAGCCUCUGGAGGGUUCAUCGUGUUUCUCGAAGCGAUCCUAACAGUUAUCACCAUGUACGAUAAUGUCAUUUAAUAACCCAGUAAAAUACAAGUAUUUCAUCACAUAAAAAACACCGUAUUUGGUGCUCUAUCAAAACCAGAAGAUUUGUAAGUGCUACUGAGCCGACGGUUUAAUGAUGCUAAAAUAUGCUCAUAAUCUGACAUCUUACACAAGACACACUUAUGUUGAACGAAGUCAUGAAGUGCAUAUGUGAACUGAUAAGAUGUAGGCAGG
Schistosoma haematobium is the source of this 13093-nucleotide messenger RNA. RefSeq lists its product as uncharacterized. The coding region runs from base 337 to 4806 and encodes 1489 amino acids. NCBI's taxonomy places the organism in Eukaryota, Metazoa, Platyhelminthes, Trematoda, Strigeidida, Schistosomatidae. Gene Ontology annotation, cellular component: telomerase holoenzyme complex. Gene Ontology annotation, molecular function: telomerase RNA binding; protein binding; telomerase activity. Gene Ontology annotation, biological process: telomere maintenance via recombination. The transcript is spliced from 40 exons. The record is from RefSeq and is a predicted model, not a curated record.